Symphalangus syndactylus (siamang) is the source of this 2787-nucleotide messenger RNA. RefSeq names its product TNFAIP3 interacting protein 3 (gene TNIP3). NCBI's taxonomy places the organism in Eukaryota, Metazoa, Chordata, Mammalia, Primates, Hylobatidae. The record is from RefSeq and is a predicted model, not a curated record. Gene Ontology annotation, biological process: cellular response to lipopolysaccharide; regulation of transcription by RNA polymerase II.
CUCUGUAUUAGACCUUGUAGUACGCUUACCUAGAUCUGAGAGGGACUUUCAGGAUAGAACAUGAUUCCAUGUGGAUGGCUCAUGAACAAAAAUGAGAAACACGAUGAUAAACUGGUAAUGUUCACCAAUCAAUCUGAAGAUUCUGAAAGAUGUGAAAGCAUGGAGCUGGACAAAAGAAUCCAGGAUCUGAUUGAGAGAAAUGCUUCUCCUCAUCCAAAACGGUUCACCCCAGAGGCCAUGCCAACUCACAGAAAUCUAUGUUCUCCAAAGACUCCAGGAAAAACAGCUUCCAUGGCACAUUUUGUACAGGGCACAUCUAGAAUGACUGCUGCAGAAAGUUCUACGGGGCAUAAAGAGUGUGCUGAAUCAUCAACAAGAAAGAACUUGACGAAUUCUCUUGAACAAAAGAUAAGGUGUUUGGAAAAACAGAGGAAAGAGCUCCUGGAAGUUAACCAGCAAUGGGAUCAGCAAUUUAGAAGUAUGAAAGAGUUAUAUGAAAGAAAGGUAGCAGAGCUGAAGACGAAACUGGACGCCGCAGAAAGAUUCCUCAGCACGCGGGAGAAGGAGCCGCAUCAGAGGCAGACGGAGGACGACAGGCAGAGAGAGGACGACAGGCAGCGCGACCUGACCCGGGACCGACUGCUGCGGGAGGAGAAGGAAAAGGAACGCCUAAAUGAAGAAGUACAUGAAUUGAAGGAAGAGAAUAAACUUUUAAAGGAAAAAAAUACUCUUGUGAACAAGGAGAAGGAACAUUACGAAUGUGAAAUAAAACGCCUCAAUAAGGCUCUUCAGGAUGCCUUGAAUAUCAAGUGUUCAUUUUCCGGGGACUGUUUGAGGAAGUCUCGAGUGGAAUUCUGCUAUGAGGAGAUGAGAACAGAAAUGGAAGUUCUGAAGCAGCAGGUGCAAAUAUACGAAGAAGACUUCAAAAAGGAACGAUCGGAUCGAGAGAGACUUAAUCAAGAGAAAGAGGAGCUACAGCAAAUUAAUGAAACUUCCCAAUCCCAGUUGAACAGGCUGAAUUCCCAGAUAAAAGCUUGUCAGAUGGAGAAAGAAAAACUAGAAAAGCAAUUAAAACAGAUGUAUUGCCCAACCUGUAACUGCGGCUUCGUUUUCCACCUGCAAGAUCCAUGGGUACCAACAGGACCUGGAGCUGUGCAGAAGCAAUGGGAGCGCCCACCAGACUAUCAGUGGUAUGCUUUUGACCAGCUUCCGCCAGAUGUACAACACAAGGCAAAUGGUUUAUCCUCAGUAAAGAAAGUCAAUCAGUAGAAGUACACACUAACAGAGAGGGACAACAGGCAACGAGGGAGCGUGGCUGAGGACCCUCUUCUUUGUUUAUACUGAGGCUUGUUUCUGCCACAAAGGCACAUCAUCUACCCUGUUAUUUGUGCCUGGUCAUGUUUUCCUUUGGCAUGAAUACAGGAAAAGUCUUCUGACAGCUGAGAUCCUGAUCAAAUCGGAGGAGCCAGUUAUUAUACAACCAAAUACAACUUCCAGUUUCCUUGAAAUGAGACUUGGCAGAUGGAUGAUGCACGACUCCCUGAAAAUCUCUUCAGCAUAUUGCUGUUGGAUGCACGAAAAUGAUUCUAUGAUUUAAGCAACUCAGUGUUUGCUGCAGGGAUAUUGUAUGUUGAUUUGAAGUGCGUAUAUACGUGUGUGUGUGUGUGUGUGUGUUUCCUGGGGUAAAAAUUUCUGCAGUUGUAAAUUUUUAGCAUUGCUCCCAAUCUUCUUCCACAGGGCCUUAGUUCUUUUUUUUUUUUUUUUUUUUUUUGAGACGGAGUCUCGCUCUGUCGCCCAGGCUGGAGUGCAGUGGCACAAUCUCGGCUCACUGCAAGCUCCGCCUCCCGGGUUCACGACAGGGCCUUAGUUCUUUUUUUUUUUUUUUUUUUUUUUUUGAGACAGAGUCUCGCUCUGUCGCCCGGGCUGGAGUGCAGUGGCGCAAUCUCGGCUCACUGCAAGCUCCGCCUCCCGGGUUCACGACAGGGCCUUAGUUCUUUAGCUAUUUGACUACAUAUUGUUGACCUCAGUGAUCCUAAACGUAGAAUUGAAGAGGUGUAUAUACCUCGUUAAAUUAAAUAAGUGGUUCAGUCUGAAUAAAAUGGUAAAUUGGAAGCUAUUCCUUAGACAGAUCAUUUCUUUAAGAUGGUGAGAAAUUGUGGGCCUGCUUCACAAGAAUUGAUUAUGAAAGAUAAAGUCUUGGGCUGGGUGUGGUGGCUCAUGCCUAUAAUCCCAGCACUUUGGGAGGCAGAGGUGGGUGGAUUGCUUGAGGCCAGGAGUUCUAGACCAGCCUGGUCAGCAUGGUGAAACCCCAUCUCUACUACAGAUACAAAAAUUAGCCAGGCUCGUGGCACACACCUAUAAAUCCAGCUACUCAGGAGGCUCGAGGUGGGAGGAUCACUUGAGCCCAGAGAGGCAGAGGUUGUGGUAAGUUGAGAUCGCCACUGCACUCCAGCCUGGGAAAUAGAGUGAGCAAGACUCAGUACCCCCUACCCACCCACUCCACACCAUCAAAAAAAAAUAAAAAAGGAAGACAAAGUCCUGAUGGGAUGAUGAUGGCUAUAUGGCUAUGCUGUGUCCAUAUAUACUUACAGAAAUAUUUCAGACAUAUGGAUUAUAGUUAAAUCUGUGUUUUUCCUUCCUAUGGAUUUGAUUAAUUUUAAUGAAAAACUUAAUUCUGACUUCUCAAGCCAAUUAAAAUGAAAAUGGAAUUUAUUGAAAUUUUAUUGCAAUUAAAUCUUAUAGUGGCAUGACAGAUGUCUAAAGAUUAAGCAGAUUUAGAAGUAUUAA